Messenger RNA from Colletes gigas, 2191 nucleotides. RefSeq lists its product as uncharacterized. The record is from RefSeq and is a predicted model, not a curated record. The coding region runs from base 156 to 1418 and encodes 420 amino acids. Gene Ontology annotation, biological process: biological process involved in interspecies interaction between organisms. Gene Ontology annotation, cellular component: external side of plasma membrane. Lineage: Eukaryota; Metazoa; Arthropoda; Insecta; Hymenoptera; Colletidae. Gene Ontology annotation, molecular function: carbohydrate binding. The transcript has 4 exons.
CCUCCCCCCCCGCCCGGGGAUCCGGGCAGAAGACUCUUAAGGGGGCCCACGGCGCAGCGCGAGGCCAGUUCGAGAACGCGACCCUAACACUAACAUCCGGUGUAUUCCGAGAGUCGGAAACGGAAACGGCUGCUUGAUCGAUUAACCGCCACAACAUGAAGAUCGCUCUGCUGCUGCUGCUGGCCGUCCCAGCCUUUGCCUCAGCCCAAAGGAUCACAACGAUCCAGCUGGACGGAGUGCAAUACUUCGUGUCGAGGAUGAACCCUUACAGCCCUGAACUGAACUACUUCCUGGCCUACCAAUACUGUCGCUCCCUGGGCCUCCAGCUGGCCUCGUUCGAGACAAAAGAAAAGGCUGACACGAUGACGCAGUACUUGAAGAACGCCGGUUACGUCAAAUACGAUUUCUGGACAUCGGGCAACAAGCUGGGCACGGACAUGUUCCUGUGGAUGAGCACAGGCCUGCCUUUCAACGCCACCUUCGACUACAUGUUGAGGCGACCUGGCAACAGACCCGCGGACGUUCCACCUGGCACGGAACCCCAACGAGUAGCGCGCGAAAGCGGCGACAGCGGCAGCGCGGACGGAUGCGUGGCGAUGGUGGCGCCCACGUUAGCCUGGGAAGCCCAGGACUGCACCCUGGUUAAGGACUUCAUCUGCGAGCAAACAAGAUGCUACUACUACAAUUACGGCAGCAUUCCAGUCUCUGCGACUCAGGGGAACCGCAGACCCUACGUAACAACCACCCUGGCGCCAGCCAGCGACGACCAGGUCGACCACGAGGAAACAAAGGACAAGAACGACGAGACGCAGGUGACCAUCGACGAGAACGCAACACCGGAAGAGGAUAGCACCGUGGACGAGAAGUUACCUGAAGACCCGGUCGUCAGCAGGCUAAUUACCACAGCCGUUCCCGCAUCUGACAAGCGACAGCAAGCCUUCGCCCCGUCCACGUCCUCGCCAGUCGUCACCGAGGAGGAGCCAGCUAGCGCCGAGUUGGACAACAACAACGCGAGGCCCGACCACCUCCCCGACAUCGCGAGCCUCUUCACCGACGGUCCAGCGCCCCAGGCGAGAAAGGAGAACGUGUUCGAGGGUCUGCAGACCCGGGAGGUCCAUCGUUCGUCCCUUCGAUCCUCCUCCGACAUGAAGGUCGAGCACAGAGAGUCUGGCGACUACUUCGAGACCCAAUCUGAGACCGAAUCACCUAACAACGGGCUCGAGGACGCUCACACGGUCGGGCCGUACGACAGCGUGCAGGAUUACUACGCCAACGACCAACCGGAAGCGGCGGAGACGUCGAUGAUGAAGGACCAGGACGACGACAGCAGCACGAACCUGCCAGAGGCGGAACCGGCCUAUAGGUACAACAUAAAAGUGCGCACCAACGGCAAAGUAUUAGACCCUCCGUCCAAGUAAACGCUUUAAAAACCCUUUAGGCAUUAUCAAUAAGUGAAGCAAACGAGAAUUUUCGAGGAACUAGACAUGUAUCGUGUGUGUAUCGUGGUCAUCGCGCGAGGAACAGUCGCGACAAUCAUCGCUCAUCGUUCAUUCCGAUCCAAGGAACCUAUCGACAUCGAGACUUUUGGAGGCUCCAGAGUCAUUGGAAGCCCCCCGAUUGAUAAAAAUCGAAUCCCAAGCAUUUUGUUAGAAAUUGUAAACGGGUCUCCAAAACUAUCGACGAUCGUUCUCGCAAGGGCAUUCUACUCCGUGGCACUGGCGGACAUAUCGCGCGCUCGUCAUCGCAAACUUUUCUAUCCUUCGAUCGCCUUCCAUCGAAGUUAGCUGUUCGCUCUAGGCACUUAGAUGAUAACACGAACGUGAGAAAUGCGUGGGAUCUCAGGCAUUAAGGUAGAGAGACGAAUCAAAGGAGAACUAUUAUCGUUAAUAACAUUUUGGUGUAGGGUUGGGGGUCCGUCAGCGCCACUUCAUCACCUAUUGGAGCAAUUCAUCUUAGUUAAUAUUAUCCGUACGCCCGCAAGACGAAACGUUUCGCAACGAAAAUGGCUUCCAGAUCGAAACGUCUCGGUCAUCCGGAUAUACGACGCGUAGUUCGUCAUCGCGAAAUGGUUCUCUAACUGCUACGAUAAGUCACCAUGAUAUUUCAGUAUCAUUAAAACACGGCGCGAAUGUGUAACUUGUGUAAUUAAAUAUUAAUAAAGGUACGAAUACAUUCUUAAAGUACCGAAUUC